Bombyx mandarina (wild silkworm) is the source of this 1680-nucleotide messenger RNA. RefSeq lists its product as uncharacterized. NCBI's taxonomy places the organism in Eukaryota, Metazoa, Arthropoda, Insecta, Lepidoptera, Bombycidae. Gene Ontology annotation, cellular component: plasma membrane. The record is from RefSeq and is a predicted model, not a curated record. Gene Ontology annotation, molecular function: protein binding.
UAUCGGCCGCCAUUUUGUUAAACAUUCGCUGCAAAGACAUCGAAAGUGUUAUAGUAAUGCGAUGUCAAAAUAAGAGUGUCUAAAUAACACAGCUCCGAUAAUAUUUCCGAUAUAUUGAUUUUUAAAAAAAUGGGUUGGGCUGUGGCUAUCUUCGUAUUUCUCUUCAUCGCUGGAUCUCAUUGUGAAGACGUUAAAACACCUGGAGCCAGCGCCAACGUUACUGCGGGGCCACCUAAGGUCCCGGCUUCCGAUAUAUGUAGGCAGUGCGUUUGCAAAGACAAUAAAGUUAAUUGUUACGAUCAGAAUCUGGACACGUUCUUCAGUAAAGAAGAAUGGGCAGCGCUCGCGGACUUCAAGCCAAAAAUAGUUGAUUUGAGCGAGAAUUCAUUCAGGAAUGUGACGCUCAUGGCGGAUCUGUCAAUAGAGAUACUGAACUUGUCUCGUUGCAAGAUCGAUGUCAUAGAAAACGCCAGCUUCAAGGAGCUACAGGAGAUGCGUGUUCUCGACUUAAGCUACAAUAAGUUGACGGCGGCGAAACUGAGCCCGCACGCAUUUGAGGGUAAAUACACCCCGGAACAAUACGAGCCUCUAGCAGCGAUGCGCGUUCUGAAUCUAGCGUACAACGAUCUGCACUCCUUGAACCAGGAUCUGUUCGAACACUUACCGCAGUUGGAGGAGCUGGAUAUCAGUGGGAAUCCCCUGACCACGAUAGAUCACGUUACUUUGAUUGCGAUUUCGAGUUUGCCAAUGCUCAAGGUGUUGAGAAUGCGUUCUUGCCAACUGACUGAAAUCCCUGAAAAGUUCUUCCACACUCCACUCUACUUGAGUCGCUUAGACAUAAGCGACAACCAGCUGACCGCAGUCCCUCAAGAGUUGGAAGAAACCAAGAACCUGGAAUACCUUAACCUGAACCAAAACCCUAUCAGAGAAUUAGAUAUGACCUCUGAAGAUUACCCUGGCUUCCCCCGUCUGCGCAAGCUGAAGGAGCUACAUAUGUGCAACAUGCCUUCUCUACGUCGUAUCGGUCCAGGGGCACUUGCUGGCCUGGAAUCUCUUGAGAGUCUUCACAUGAGCUUGAAUCCAUCUUUGGAGUUCAUCGAUCCGAAGGCUCUCGCUAGACCUGAUGAUAUCGGGGAAACCUAUGACUGGCCGCUCAUCAAGCAAUUGUAUCUUCAAUCGAAUAACCUCUCCGACAUUGACUCAAGGCUGCUCUCCCGCUGGGACCUGCUGGAGAAGAUAGAUGUGUCCGACAAUCCUUACCUAUGCGACUGCUCCACGCAAUGGAUAGUGGACGUCCUUGUGCCCUUGAUUGAAGAGAAGAAAACUAAUUCAUCAUUGAUGGUGUGCCACGAGCCAAUCGAAAUGAGAGGCUACACAUUGAAGCAUUUGAACGAGAUCCACAGGCACAUGAGAUGCGUCGACAAAUACGGCAACAGGCCUGAGCGAGACGGAGCUAUACUACUCGGAACGUUGAUAGGCGUGUUAUUGGCUGUGCCAAUAAUGCUAGGUCUGGUGCUUCUCUGGCGCAAAGGCUACUUCGGUUGGCUUGGACUCCGGGGACCCGUUGACGUUUCCAGAGCGUUCUACAAGCGGGCACCCGCAGAUGACAAUCUAUUUUAGUUCUUAACCGUCUAGUUUUAAGAUACGUUUUGAAUGAUUAAAUAAAGUGGUUUUUUUUGU